This is a messenger RNA of Mercurialis annua (annual mercury), 2259 nucleotides long. RefSeq lists its product as uncharacterized. Gene Ontology annotation, biological process: protein polyubiquitination; ubiquitin-dependent protein catabolic process; positive regulation of proteasomal ubiquitin-dependent protein catabolic process. Lineage: Eukaryota; Viridiplantae; Streptophyta; Magnoliopsida; Malpighiales; Euphorbiaceae. The transcript has 8 exons. The record is from RefSeq and is a predicted model, not a curated record. Bases 109 to 1971 code for a protein of 620 amino acids. Gene Ontology annotation, molecular function: ubiquitin protein ligase activity; ubiquitin conjugating enzyme binding; zinc ion binding. Gene Ontology annotation, cellular component: cytoplasm; ubiquitin ligase complex.
UGUUUAAUAUCAGUCGAAUCGGAGCUAAACAAGGAUUCUCUAAGGAAGAGUGUUGCGCAAGUAAAUAUCCAUAAAAUCUUCAAAACGAAAAAAAGUCCAUUAAUCAGCAUGGGAAGGAAUAACCAAAGAAGAGUUCGCAAAGUUCAUUCAAAUUGGAUUCAAGUUAAUGAGCUUCAGGAAUUAAAUACGAUAAUUAAGCAAGAUGAUGACCUGCUUCAUGAAGAAGACGAGCAAACUCCUGGAACUCACCAAAAUACCAAGUGGGUAAUGAAGAAUGGGCCUCACAACAUGGCCAAGGAGCAGCUUUUAGAGAAUUCGCAAGUGGGAACUUCAGAACCUGAGCCAAUUGCGAUUUCUGAAGUCGAUUCGUGGAAUAGGGAUGAUGAGGGAGUAGAUGAUGCUGGGAAUGUACUCGAAAGAUUGCGGUUAGGUGUGGAGGAGCCACAGUUGUCUGAGGAGCAGCUGAGGAUCAAUGAUCAGCUGCAACAGGAUGAGUUGCUUGCUAUGGAAUCCAUUUACGGAGAGAAUGUCUCCGUUCUUGAAAACCAAGGAGGCCUAAGAUCUUUUCAGAUUCGCGUCCAAAUUGAAGCUCGUAAUGAACUUACUGUUACCGCUAACCUUAAUUCCUUAGGCAAUCUUAAGAUGAAAAGUGAAAGUAACUACUCAUACUCAUUAAAACUUCAGUAUCUUCCACCGAUUGUACUCUCUUGUUUAUUGCCUAAAUCAUACCCGAGUCAUCAGUCACCUUAUUUUACCAUUUCUGUUCAGUGGUUGGAUUCCAUUAGGAUUUCCAAACUCUGCUCCAUGCUGGACGUAAUAUGGGCAGACCAACCUGGUCAGGAAGUUAUAUAUCAAUGGGUCGAAUGGCUGCACACUUCUUCUCUUUCUUGUCUUGGGGCUGAACAAGAGAUCACACUUGGUCCUUAUGGCACAAAACAUUUGGAAGACGUACGAGCAGUUUCAGGAAUUGUCUCCCCUGAAAUGGAUAUUCCUUCAUUGAGAAAUUAUAAUGACGAGCAGUGCCAUGAGACUUUUCGUCAGAACUUGCAUGAAUGCGUCAUCUGUUACAGUGAAUAUGCUGGUUGUGACUUCAUCAGGCUACCUUGCCAGCAUAUUUUUUGCUGCACAUGCAUGAAAAUGUAUUGUGAUAUCCAUAUUACUGAAGGCACUGUGAACAAGCUUCAGUGUCCUAAUGAAAAAUGUGGGUGUAUGGUUCCUCCAGGUUUAUUAAAAUGCUUGCUCGGUGAUGAAGAAUAUGAACGUUGGGAGUCUUUAAUGCUACAAAAAACUCUAGAUUCCAUGUCCGAUGUUGCCAAUUGUCCACGAUGUGAAACACCCUGCAUAGAAGAUGAAGACCAUUACGCACAGUGCUCUCAAUGUCUCUUUAGCUUUUGUACCACAUGCAGAGACAAAUGGCAUGUAGGCAAAAAUUGUUUAACGCUAGAAAUAAGACUCCGUAUCUUAGAGGAGCGCCAGAAUUCGUCUCAGUUAGAGAAUAAGCAGAGGCAAACGGAGCGUGAAAUUAUGAUCAAUAACCUUCUUAGUCUGAAGGAAAUAUUCCGUGAUUCUAAGCAAUGCCCAUCUUGUAAGAUGGCAAUCUCAAGAAUUGAAGGUUGCAACAAGAUGGUAUGUAAGAAUUGUGGGCAGUACUUCUGCUACCGUUGUAACAGAUGCAUAACCGGAUAUGAUCACUUUAAGGAAGGAACAUGUAACUUAUUCCCAGCACAAGAAAUUCAAUUGUGGGAGGACCGGAUGAUUGACCGACGGUUUGAGGGUCAGGUUCAAGCUGUAUUCCUUCCUCAGCAUGCUCACCGGUGCCCCAAUUGUCGUCAACCAAAUUUAAAGGUUAACAACCACAAUUACAUUAUGUGUUAUGCAUGCCACAAGCAUUAUUGUUACCUAUGCAAAAAGAUGGUAACGAGCUUUCGGCAUUUUGGACCCAAGCGUUGCAAGCAGCACACACCUAAUUAGAUGCCAGCCGACUCGAAGGUGAAGAUAAUAUAUUAUAGUAUCUAGUCAUGUCCCCAUCUAUAGCUCAAUGAGACCCAUUUAGAUUCCGAAAAGCAUAUUUACUCGGCGGUGAACACCGGGAGUAGGAUAUGCAUAGGCUUCAGGUUUAUUUAAGUUGUUUGAGGCAACAUUCAUAUAGGUACAUUAGGAGCAUGUAUCAUUUUAUUUUUUUAGUUUCAAUUGAUUCUUUUUGUAACAAAUAUUUGGCAAAAUGAACUAUUGAAUGGCUGAGAAAUUUAUUAUUGGAUA